Molecule: messenger RNA, 2597 nt
Organism: Copidosoma floridanum
Lineage: Eukaryota; Metazoa; Arthropoda; Insecta; Hymenoptera; Encyrtidae
Product: IQ domain-containing protein H
Source: RefSeq, a predicted model, not a curated record
AUGGUCCAAGUUUGUCCCCCGCUGCCGGGACACGUGUCCCCGCUGGACGAGCUGAGGCUGCUCGACUCCGAAAAAAUCACCGCUGAGGAAAAACUCGGCAUCUCCCGCGCCCUGCGCAACCUCAAACCUGAGUCCGGGUUCCUGUACCGAUGCGUCGACGCGUCCACCAAGAACUUAUACCACCAGGUCGACUGCACCCGCGCCAAGCCGAACUCGAGCUGCGAGUGUUCCACAAACUCGGACCUACGGGAGUUCUACAACCUAUUCAGGUCCAAGCCCACCUUCAGGGAGGCCGAGAUACGAUGCUUCGUGGACGUGAUACAGCGGCAACUGGACGAGGAGCUGGUCCGCCGCACCCGAGGACUCGACCUCACCAAGUGCAGGCGGAAUCUCCCCCAUUACAAGCUCGUCCCCGUCAAAGUACAGGGCGACAGCCGAUCCGAGAGCUCGGAAUGCCAAGUCCUCUGCUCCUGCGAGCCGGAGAGCUCCUCGGUAGAGUCAUUGGAAUGCUGGCAGCGCUACCUGAGAGAGCGAAAGUGCAAGCACCCUGGCGGAUCACCAUCGGUGGAUGAGGCUUCCCUGGAGGAGCCAGGACCGUUUAGCAUCGGGGACGUUGGCCGAUCGGAGGAGAUUGGCAAGUGGGGCCGCUUCGACGAGCUGGUCCAGCAGGUGUUGUUCAGGCUCGAGCUGAGGAGGAUGAUGCGCAGGGAGGAGUGCUGCCUCGACAGCUGCGCCAUGCCACCUCGGGCCGACCGGUUCGAGGACGUCGACAGGUUCAGGGACGCCGAGGCGUGUGGGCUUGCCGAGUUCUCCAGAAACCUGAUGAGAUGGUCGAGCUGCACGAGCAAGAGGUGGGAGCGCCUCGGGCGUUUCCCGCACCAAGUGAUACACCUGCCCUCGAUGGGCUACCCGUGCGAGAUACGGUGCAAGGCUCGAGGCCGAUUCCUCCCCAUUCAGAGCGCCCAGGUGGGCAGACUGGGGUGGCUGGUGAACAGGAACGCCCAGGUGAUUUACGUGUGCCCGGGAAAGUCCAACGGGGAGACGGAGUUUGUCCUACGGAGCUUUGUGGAAUUGGCGAGGCCCGACGCUUGCCUCUCGAACCUGUGGAUCAUCGCCAACGACGAGGAAUGCUUGUGCCAGGAGGUGGAGGAGGGGUACCGGAGCGGCUGCGAGAACCUCUUCUACACGCCGAGCGUGUACCGCCGAGUGAGACGGCUCACGGCCGGCCGGCGGAGUUUCAUCAUCCCGGGCGUGCUCUGCAAGACGGAUGUCUUCAUCGCGUGCGAGCUGAGGACGUCCAUCGUAGGGCCCCACUUGGCUUUCCAGAAUCGGUUGCUCGACAAGCACUACGUGAUGGCGUUGCUGAGCGCCUCGGGGAUCCGGCACCCGCCGUUCGCCCCUGUUCGGACUUUAUCCGAUCUGUGCGACGCGUUGGCGAGGAUGAUCUUUCACCACGGUUGGCGCGACCGUAAAAAGUGGCUGCUCAAGGUCAACUGUGGGUUUUGCGGACAUCAGAGCGCCCUCGUAUGCCUGGACUGCGGGGAGUUUUGCGAGCUAUCCGAGGAAAAUCUGCGGGGCUAUCUGGUCGACGCGUUGCCGCGAAAAAUACGAGUCAACAGAAAGGCUUAUAAGGACGCCAAGGACUUCUUUGUCGAAAUCGAGCGACACGGUGGAGUAUUGGUGGGCUGUCCGGGGGUCGAGUUCAGGACGGUGAGUCUGGGCUGUUUUAUCGAGCACGACACGGCCGAGGCGCGGCUGUGCACCGCAGCCGAUGUCCUACAAACGCGCGCCGACUACGGCUGGACCGAUUUUGGCUACAUAAUCCCACAGUCGACUCUGCCGAUGGACACGCUCCGGCAGCUUGUGGUCCAACUUGGCGGGGCUAUGCUGCUCGAACAGUACAUUGGAUACUACGGCGUUGACUUGGUGGUUUUCCGUGACGAGGAUACCGAUGGCAGUAAGGAACUGAAUUACUGGGUCGUUGAUGUCGAUCCCUACUACACGGACUUGAUAUCGUUCGACGAUUGGAGGAGAUUUUGUUUGGACAUACCACUCACCGACAGGUACACUUGUCUAUACUCAUCCAAACGAUGCGCUUGUAUCUCUCCGUGUGAUGGGCCAUCGGCUUCGAGAUGCGAGAAGCGCGAUAAUCGGUACGUCGUGUGCAGUGGAAAAUUGUACAUGGACGGAUUGUCCCACUGCAGUGGAAAUUUCCUCGUCGAUCUCUGCAAGGAGCACAGAAUCGCGUACAGUUCUAAGGCGAGAACGGGCUGCAUGAUUUGUCCGAUCGACGCCGACUGGCGGGCCUUUUUGCUCUUCGCCUUCUGCAGCGACAAGCGAAUGGCCCUGGGAUACUUCACCAGGGCACUGCAAGCGCUCAGCUCGGCGUCGCUCGACCCGAAGGACGUCAAUACUGUCAAGCUCGUGAACGACAUCACCAAUAGCAUCGACAAUCCUUUCGAGCAAGGGGGAGAGAAACCGAGAGAAACGGUGAAAAGGAUCGAUGGCAGAGGCAAUGCGGGAGAUUGUUGAUUCUCUCUUUGGCCUCCUUACCGGGUUGAUUAACCUAAUUUCCAUUGUGUGGAAAUCUAGGCCAC